AUGUGUUGCCAAAAACACUGUAAACUUAUGAAAGUAUUGGACUUUUCAGCUCAUCCUUCUUCAAUCAAAGAAGACCCUCUCUGAUAUUUUCCUUUUUUUUUUGAAACCCCAGAAACCUACUUGUUCAUGGAUCCCAAUGGCUCAAAGCAUCCACAACAUCAACAUCAACAACAACAGCAUCAAGUUUCCAACUUCUUACAACAACAACAGCAGCCUCAUCAACAACAACAAGUAAACAUGGACGAAAAUAAACCUGCAGAGAUCAAAGAUUUCCAGAUUGUUAUAGCUGACAAAGAAGAGGCCAGCAAGAAACAGGUGGCUCCCAAAAGAAGUUCUAAUAAGGACAGGCAUACUAAAGUUGAAGGCAGAGGGAGAAGAAUUAGGAUGCCGGCUUUAUGUGCUGCAAGAAUCUUUCAGUUAACAAGAGAAUUGGGUCACAAAUCUGAUGGUGAAACUAUUCAGUGGCUUUUACAACAAGCUGAACCUUCCAUAAUUGCCGCUACUGGCUCUGGAACCAUUCCCGCUUCUGCUUUGGCGGCUGCUGGUGGCUCAGUUUCUCAACAGGGCGCCUCUCUAACUGCUGGUUUACACCAAAAGAUUGAUGAUUUAGGAGGGUCCAGUAUUGGGGGCUCUGGUAGGACCAGUUGGUCAAUGGUUGGUGGAAAUUUAGGAAGGUCUCAUCAUGCUGCCACUGGGUUAUGGCCCCCAGCUGUAAGUGGCUUUGGCUUCCAUCCUUCUUCUUCUGGUCCUCCAACACCAAAUUUAGGGAGUGAAAAUUCAAGUUAUUUACAAAAAAUAGGAUUCCCUGGAUUUGAUUUGCCAGCUACUAACAUGGGUCCUAUGAGUUUUACUUCUAUUUUGGGUGGUGCUGGUAACCAGCAUUUACCAGGUUUAGAGCUUGGGUUGUCUCAAGAGGGUCAUAUUGGGGUUUUGAAUCCUCAAACUUUGACUCAAAUUUAUCAACAGAUGGGUCAGGCUAGGAUGCACCAGCACCAGCAGCAUCAGCAACAACCUCCUGCUCAUAAGGAUGAUUCUCAAGGUUCAGGGCAGUAGAUUAAAGGACUAGCAUUGUUGAGACUUGAUAGGCUGAGGUUUUUUUCCUUUUUCAUGGUUUAAAUAUUGUAUAAUUUGGGAAAAGAGAAAAAAAUUGAUACCUGAGGGAGAAUUCAAUAGGGACUGGAUUUGUAUUCCCUCCUUUCUCUUUGAUCUUCUCCACUGCAUCAUCGUCCCCAGGUCUCCCUACACAGGUGAAAUUAUUCACAGCCAAAUAGCUUGGGUUUGGGCUUAACUUCUUUUUUAAUCAGAGGUUUGUUGAUUAAAGUAUAUCUGCCACGGCCACUGAUGAAUUUUCUUUUCAGUUAACCAUCCACUCAAAUUUGUGGAGCCAAACAAGUAUUCAAUGUGGAUGAUAUAAUAUUGUUUGAAUUAUUCUUGUAAUAAUUUCGGGAAUUGUUCUAUUGUAUUACCAACUUUGCCAGUUGAAUCCAAGAUAGCAAUAGUCCCCCCCAAAAGUCUGCCAAUUCUAUAACAAUGCAAAUGAGAUAAUGAAUGUCAUUAAUUAGUUGAGUGCCCUCCAUCUUUUCAACAAGAACUAGUCUUUGUGAAGCAAGAUCUUCCCAGUGCAAGCUUCCUAUUCUGUACCAAGUAGCUUCUGCCAGCUAUUAUAAGCUGCCGAACUUUGUUGUUGACACUGUGGAUGGCAUGACAGUCAUAGGGUCUUUUUCUCAAUAAGGGUCUGUUGUAAAUGCUAAGUUAGGUAUUCAAUAGAUCUAUUACUUAAAGAUGCCAAAAGUCUUUCCAUAUUUGACAGAAAUCUGGUUCUUGAAGCUGUUACAACUAGCAAUGACUCAGUCAUGGACAUAAUCUGUAAACGUGAGAGAUCUCAUCUCAACAUGUCACUUUUAUGAACUCUGAAUAUUUACUCAAGGGGUUACUUGGUUGUUUAAAAAUCAUUCUUUGCUGACUUUAUCCUCUCAAUUAUUCUGUAGUCAGCCAUGAAGUCUCUGCCCUCAUCUGUUGCUCUCAGUGUAGUAUCUUCCUGAUUUUGUUUUCCGUUUCUCAUUCAUUGUCACUCAAAUGGUAGUUGAAUGUUAUAAAUGGAUACAUGCAUCCCACGAUGCAUGGCCCUUGUUGUCA
Molecule: messenger RNA, 2136 nt
Organism: Mangifera indica (mango)
Lineage: Eukaryota; Viridiplantae; Streptophyta; Magnoliopsida; Sapindales; Anacardiaceae
Product: transcription factor TCP20-like
Exons: 3
Coding region: 127-1053 (308 amino acids)
Cellular component (GO): nucleus
Molecular function (GO): sequence-specific DNA binding; DNA-binding transcription factor activity
Source: RefSeq, a predicted model, not a curated record